UAUGUAUGAAUCUUCAGCUCUCCUCUCCGUGACGUGGCUGUGGCUGUGGUCCCGGGUCUGCGCUCAGCACAGCGCUGCUCACUCUCUCUAGUGCAGCGGGUGCUGGCCGCUUGUUUCAACCUUGUGCCGAGUUCGGUUUUAUUGUUUUAAUUAAGAAAAAAAAAGAGACGUCCGCUUCUCAUUAUCUAUACAGCGUCAGAUAAGGAUCUCGGAGCAAAGAGGAGGAGGAGGAGGGUGGAACCAAAAAUAAAAUCACGAAGUAUCUAGCGUUGGCCGUCAUGCAGCCGAGGAUACGGAGCGCCCGGGAAAGCUGCUGUAUUUUGGUGACCGUCUGGAUCUUCAACGUCCUUGCAACUAAAGGGCAUGGUGAUGGGGUGAAUCACAGAUUCAAGAGAGUAAACAAGCACAAACCAUGGAUUGAGACAUCCUACCACGGAGUGAUUACGGAGAACAACAACAUCGUGUUCCUGGACCCUCCUCUGGUCGCUCUGGACAAGGAUGCCCCAGUGCGCUACGCCGGUGAGAUCUGUGCUUUUAAGAUCCACAGUCAGGACGUGCCCUUCGAAGCUGUGGUGUUAAACAAGACAUCUGGGGAAGGACUGCUGCAGGCAAAGAGUCCAAUCGACUGUGAGCUACAGAAGGAAUACACAUUUAUCAUUCAGGCAUACGACUGCGGAGCCCGACCCGGUGGAACCUAUUGGAAAAAAUCGCACAAGGCGGUGGUUCACAUUCAAGUGAAUGAUGUCAAUGAGUACGCGCCAAUGUUCAAAGAGACGGUGUAUAAAGGUUCCAUCACAGAAGGGAAGCUGUAUGACAACAUACUGCAGGUGGAAGCUGUGGACGAGGACUGCUCUCCUCAGUACAGCCAGAUUUGUGAUUAUGAAAUAGUUACACCUGAUGUACCCUUUGCGAUUGAUAGGAACGGUAAUGUUAGGAACACUGAGAAGCUGAGCUAUGAUGAGCAGCAUCAAUACAAGUUUAUGGUGACUGCAUACGAUUGUGGCCAAAAGGAAGCUUCGGAAGAUGUAUUGGUUCACAUUGAAAUUAAGCCAGUUUGCAAACCUGGCUGGCAAGGUUGGAAUAAGCGUGUCGAAUAUAAAUCGGGCUCUGGCAGUAAAGUGUUAUUCGCCAGCAUCCACCUGGAGACGUGUGGUGAACCCGUCUCAUCUGUGCAAACCACGAUGGAGCUACAGACCAGCCACAUCGGAAAGGGGUGUGAUCGGGACACGUAUUCUGAGAAGUCCUUGCAGAAACUGUGCGGUGCUUCUUCUGAUAGCAUUGACUUGCUCCCAGCACCGUAUGGUUUAUCAAACUGGACCUCAACACUUCUGAUGGACAGUGAACGGGACAGUGACUUGAUCUUCAAAUUCGACGGCAAACAUGCGGCAAAGAUUCCAGACGGGGUGAUAUCCAAAAACCUCACUGAUCAAUAUACCAUCACCACAUGGAUGCGUCACGGACCCAGCUCUGGAAUGAGAGCAGAGAAGGAAACCAUUCUCUGCAAUUCAGAUAAAACAGAAAUGAAUCGUCACCAUUACGCACUGUACGUCCACAACUGCCGGCUGGUCUUCCUGCUCCGUCGGGAUUUUGACCAAGUUGACAUGUUCCGUCCGGCUGAAUUUCAUUGGAAACUGGAGCAGAUCUGCGACAAGGAAUGGCAUUACUACGUUGUCAAUGUUGAGUUUCCGGUGGUAACAUUGUACGUGGACGGAGUGGUCUAUGACCCAUACCUGGUGACGGACGAUUGGCCAAUCCACCUGUCACACAUUGAUAUGCAGCUAACUGUCGGAGCCUGUUGGCAGGGCGGGGAGAUUUUGAAGCCGCAGUUUGCCCAGUAUUUCCACGGGAGCCUUGCAGGCUUAUCUAUUCGUCCAGGCAAGAUCGAGAGUCGGAAAGUUAUCUCCUGCUUGCAGGCCUGCAAAGAAGGCUUGGAUAUUAAUUCCUUGGAGAGUCUUGGUAAAGAGAUCAAGUUUCAUUUUAACCCAGCCCAGUCAAACCUGGUCAUGGAAGGGGAUGACAUCGACAUCAUAAAUAGAGCAAUGCAGUUGGUAGCAUACAUUAACUCAAGACAAUUUCCAACUCCUGGAAUUCGACGCUAUUCAAUAUCCACCCAAGUGCAGUGUUUCGGUGAGGACACUUGCAUCAGUGUCCCAGAUAUCGAUGGGUACAUUGUGGUCCUUCAGCCAGUGGAACCAAAGAUCACCAUCAGUGGAUUGGAUCAUUUUUCGAGACCAGCAUCGGAGUUUGAAAGCAGCAGAGGUGUUGUACUAUUCCCAGGCUUGAGGAUUGUUAGCACUGCUCGAAAAGGAGGACAUGAAGAUGGCAAAGCCCAUCGUGGGUCAGAGGAGAUGGUUCACAACCUGGAUUACUGCGAUAUUUUGGUCACAGGAGACGAAUUAAAUUCAGAACAGGAAUGUCUGGAACUGGAACCAGUGGAAUUACAUGGGAAGCAUCUCGAGUUCACUAACUCCACUGCAGGAAUGUCGGUUUAUGGUGUGGACACCAUGGCAAAUUACGAACACGUCCUUCGCAAACUCCGCUACCGCCACUGGGACACCGCAUCCAUUUUUGAUCGGAAGUUUCAUCUCACCUGCUCAGAGCUCAAUGGACGUUACACAAGCAAUGAAUUCAACUUGGAGGUGAAUGUUCUGCACACCAUUAAUCCUAUGGAUCAUUUUAAUCACGUGGUUGCUCAACCUCAGUUCCUACAGUCUAUCCAUCAUUCCCUGCCUGACCUCCCAGGUCACAACCUUAACACUGCUCAUAACUCAGGUAUUCCCAGCGCGGCAACCAUCGUCAUUGUGGUGUGUAUUAGUUUCCUCGUCUUCAUCAUUGUUCUGGGGGUCUUCAGGAUUCGGACAGCAUUCCAGCACAGUAAUCGGGAGAAUGAGAGUGGGAAAGAAAAUGAAAUGGAUUGGGAUGACUCUGCUCUCACCAUUACUGUCAACCCAAUGGAGAACUAUGAAGACCUGGGGCACAGCGAGCAGGACAGCGAUGAUGAAGAGGAGGAGGAGGAGGAGGAGGAAGGCGAGGAGGACGAUAUAACGAGUGCCGACUCAGAGGAAAGCGAGGGAGAGGAAGAGGCAGAGCAGGGGGGAGACCAACAAAACGUCACCAGGAGGGAGCAGCUAGAAUGGGAUGAUUCAACACUUCCCUAUUAAAAGGCCUCAAAUCUUCAAUUGAUAUGUUAAUGCCCAGCAGUGUUUGAAAAAAAAAAAUGGUAUGAUCAGAGUUGAUUUAGAAUACUGUUCAUGGUAAGUAGGGUGUGAAGAACUUUCAGGUUGUUUACCAAAUUAUUAAGUGAUUUGCAGUGACAUAUCUGGGUCCAAGAGUUGACAUUAGUUAUAAUAAUGCCUGUCUUUCUUUUGUUAUAUCUGGGUGUUCAUUGUGUGGUUACCUGAAUGUUCUAUCUUUGCACCAAGAACUAUUAACUUUGUGAAACCAUGUACUGGUAUCUGUAAUUUGAAAUUUUCUGAAGUACUUUAUUUAUUUAUUUGUAAUAAAAAAAAACACUUUCUCUGGUGGGUCAUAUGCCGAAGGCAGAAAGUUAAAAAUUAAAAGUCAAAUUUUAUAUUUCAUGAUGAUGUAAAUACCAUAUUUAAAUGAAUCAAACGAAAGCAGUUGCUCAGAUGAUGUCUGCUCCAAGGCUUAUCUGUUGAAAUUAAGUUAAAUAAUUAUUAAUUCACAUAGCUUUUGAGCCACAAACAAGGUUUUGCCUCUACUGAGAUAUCAAUAGACCUGUUUGAGAUCGCAUAUUUCCUUUGAUAGAUUUAACAAGACAAACUGGAAUUAUUUUAGGGGAAAGUGCUGGACAGAUUUUUUUCUUUUAUACAACAGGUUUAAUCUAAGGCAAGUGAUGAAGUGCUGGUUGAGAUACUUCUUUGAUCAAGUGAAAGGUUGGCCAAGCACCUGCUUUUUUCCUGCAACUGGCAGCUCUUGGGUUGACAAGAAGUACAUGUAUUUACAAGGUACUUGGUGUACAUCAAGUACUCCUUGCCAUGUUAUCUGUUUUGCCAGACCAACAGAGGCCAUGGGUCAAUGGGAACAGAUAUGCCGGCUCUGGCGGGUCACGGAGUUCUAGAGAGCCAGUCACAGGUGGCAAAUUUGACCUGCCGAUUGUCCGUAGUGGUCAACUAUGGGAAUGGAACUACUGGCUCCGAUCAAGCUGGAAUUCCAGAGCCCCAGACGCAGGGACAAAUGUCUCCCUCUGAUCAGCACCGAAGUCCCAAUGAGGUGAAGGUCAGCCUCCUUACCUGGCCUAGGUGCCACAUUUUCAGGGGGACUUCAUGUGUGCUCUUGUGAUUUUGUCGGAGUUGAAGGAGGCACCGGAACAUCAGUUGGUGGACCUGUGACAGCCUAAGUGGAAUAACAACUUGCAAUAUGGUAGUUCCAUUAGUUCCCAAAAAUCCCAGCAAGAUACAAGUCCUCAACUAACUCGUUCCUCUUGAAAAUAUAGUGUUGAAACUCUCCUAUAGCAUGCAGUAACGGAUGGCUCCCGGACUGAGCCCAACUGGACCUGAAUGGGUGUUGAGUUUGGGCUGGUCAGGUAUUUAAAGAAGUCCUCAGGCACGAUUGGGUUACAGUUGAUCCAUCAGGUUCAGGUUGGGUGUAAAAAUGUUAUAACGCCAUCUCCAUAUCCAGUUGUAUCAUUUAUGCAUCCGUUUUAUUGAUUGAGAUUUUGUUGAUUGCGAGUCACAUUUUUGUGUCUUUGUUGCCAGUCCGUCGGAUUUUAAGGUUCCUGUUGAGUUUCUUUUGCGAUUUGGUCCCUUCAUUCCCGCUGGCAGACACUAAAAAGUUUAUUUUGUUGGGAAUCGGAAACUCAGAGCUUUAUAACACUGUAAAGCUCACAGAUAGAAAAAUAACCAUGUCAUCGUGGGAACAGGCAAGACAAGCAAAGGACUUAAAGUUUGUUUUCAUUUUAAUUCCAUCUUUUGUUAUUCCAGUCCUUUAUAUGUUGAUUAAUGUACCACCCUUACCCACCCCUCAUGUGCAUUACAAUAUGACUUACAUUUAGUGAAUAAUGCAAUUGGAUCUUAUUUACCACAAUCUAAUUUUGUCCUUAUUAGGAUAGUUUAAAUAUAUUAAAAAUACAUUUAUAUUAAAUUCUAGUUGUUUAAUGACAAAAGGAAACUUGGAUAUUAAGGUUAUGUUGUGUCAAUAUAGAUAACUGGACAUUAACCACAAAUACAGUGCAAACCGUUACGAUUAAGAUUGAAGAACACAAAUUAACAAGUUCUCUGAAGUGUCUAGUUGCAGAUAAGCCACUAAAGUUCAUUCUAUGUGCAGACUCAUGGGUCACAAUGGUUGUUGUUGUUCAUGAAUACCACUGCAGGAAUACGACCUCGUGAUUUAUUUUCCCAAAGUCCCAGAACCAGUGUCAAUUUUACUCUUAAAGUUCACUCAUUAGUUGUCAAGAGCAGUAAUUUCAACUGUACCUGUUGAAGUUAAUUUGGAAUCCAUUUAGAAGCACAGGAGGAAAAGACUCCACCAUAAUGUAUUGAAGCAGAGAUACACAUUGUAACUCCAGUUCAUAUUUAUGAAUCUACAAUAAGGAACAGCUUUUAUUCAAGAAGCAAAAUUGGUUUUCUUGGACACACUGGUACACAAGUCUCAAAUAUUUUCUUACUAUGUAGGAAUACUUUUUUGUUCAGAGUCUAUGAUAAGUUUUCAGAGCAUUCCCAUUAAUCCCAUUUCCCUAUAACCUAUUCCUUCUCACAUGCCCCAUCAACUCCCACCAACCACCCAUGUUAAUUUACAACACUACUUAAGCUACUUACUGUUGCGUCUGAAGGGUGCAGAGGUGAGGCAGGUGACAGGAAGACCGUGCAAACUCUGCUGUGUGCUAGAGUCAAACCAGUCACUGGAGCUAUGCAGCAGCACCAACUACUGUGCCUUGUCUUUCUGCUCUUCAGCAUGUCCCUCAGCAUUGAGUACACCUUCCUUCCAUUCCAUUCCAUGGUUUUGCUACCCAGCUGAAGAGACUUCUGUGGAUCCACAGACACUGCUAGGUGACAUAUCAUGCAGCUGACACAGAAUGAGAAUGAGUUUCUGAGGUCAGCUUAAUUUGAGAAGAAUUCUUCUUAAUCCCUCUUGGUGAAUGGAGUCAAUUAUUUUUGCAAGGUUGAAAAUAGGGCAAGUGCAAGCUUUGAUAACGUUCCUAGCAUUUUGCGUGUAUUCAUUGCAGAGUACUGGGUGGCACAGUGGCACGUCGCCAGAGACCCAGAUCCGACCCGGACUACAGGCGCUGACAGUACGGCGUUUAUACGUUCUCCCCGUGACCGAGUAGUUGUUCUCCGGGUGCUCUGGUUUCUUCCCACACUCCAAAGACAUACAGGUUUGUAGGUUAACUGGCUUCUGUAAAUUGUCCCUAUAGUGCACGAUGAUGAUCGGUGGAUGGUGCAGACUCUGUGAGCCGAAGGGCCUGUUUCCACGCUGUAUGUCUGAAGUCUAAAGAUGAUGUCCAUUGCACGGUAGGGAGGAUCACUGAAGUGCCAGGCAGCAGCGAGGGGGUCCUCAUUAUCACUAUAAUCGGGUUUUACAGCUUUCAUUAAAAUGGUGGUGACUACUUUCUCCCCGAGAUCCUCUUUCAAACCUUUCCUCGUCCCAUCAGAUGGGGAAUGAGAUCGUGAAUCUGAGCCCAAAUUACUUCUCCACUAUAUCUUUUAGUAUUUCUGAGGAGAUUUGGGGAACCAUAUCUGAGGAAGGAUGUGCUGGCUGUGGAGAAGGUCCAGGAGAGGUUUACAAGAAUGAUCCCAGGAGAUUAACAUAUGAUGAGCGUUUGACGGCACUGGGCCUGUAAGCACUGGAGUUUAGAAGAAUGAGAUUGGACCUCAGUGAAAGGUUCGGAUAGAGUGGAUACGGAGAGGAUGUUUCCACUAGUGGGAGAUUCCAGGACUAGAGAUUAUAGCCUCAGAAUUAAAGGACUUUCUUUUAGGAAGGAGGGAGGCUUUUUUUUAGUCCGAGGGUGGUGAAUCAGUGGAAUUCUUUGCCACAGAAGGCUGUGGAGGCAGUCAGCGGAUAUUUUAAGGCAGGGAUAGAUAGAUUCUUGAUCAGUACGGGUGUCAGAGGUUAUGGGGAGAAGGCAGGAGAAUGGGGUUAGGAGGGAGAGAUAGAUCAGCCAUGAUUGAAUGGCGGAGUAGACUUAAUGGGCCAAAUGGCCUAAUUCUGCUCCUAUCACUUAUGAUUUCAGCGGUUCCAGUUCUAGGCGUGGAAUUAGGCUAUUUGGCCCAUCAAGACUACUCCGCCAUUCAAUCACAGCUGAUCUAUCUCUCCCUCUCAACCCCAAUAUCCUGCCUUCUCCUCAUAACCCCUGAAACCCCUACUAAUCAAGAAUCUGUCAAUCUCGGCCUGGAAAAUAUCCAUCGACUUGGUCUGCACAUCCAUCCGAGGCAAAGAAUUCCACAGAUUCGCCAUCCUCGGACUAAAGAAAUUCCUUCUUAUCUCCUUUCUAAAAGGGAUGGCCUUUUAGAAUAAUGAGAGUCAUUGUCUUUCCUCAGCUGCUUUCACACAGAUGUUGGUGAAUAUGUGGAACAGUUUGCCGGAGGCAGAUAUUGUUGCAAAGUUUAAAAGGCAUUUGUAUUGUAUUGUAUUUCAAUGACUACACAGCCAGGCUGGUGGAAUGUGUUAUCAGUACAGCUCGGUACAGGUUCCAACAUUUCAUCAACAUUAAACAUAUAUCAUAGAUAUACAUACAGACAGACACAUUACACAAUACAUAAGGGCCAUGCUUAUUCUUAUUCCUCACCGUACAGAGUUUAAAAUGUUAAUUGCAGUGGGAAUGAAACUGUUUUUGAAGCGGUUUGUUUUGGAGGCAAUUGUCCUGUAGCGCCUCCCAGAGGGCAGUAGCUGAAAGGCAUGGUGAGUAGGAUCAGAGAUGACCUUGCAGGCCCUGUGUAGUGUCCGUUUGUGAUAGAGUGAUUCCAGAGAUGAUAGGGGUAAGCCAAUAAUUUUUGAUGCUCUGUUGAUGAUGCGCUGUAAUUUCUUCCGGGAGAGUGAAUCGAGGCUGCCGAACCAGACUGUGAUGGAUGGAGUGAGGAUGCUUUCAAUGAUGGCUGUAUAGAAGCGGAGCAUGAGAUGAGACCUUACUCUGAACUUCCUGAUAUUUAAAUAAAUACAAGGAUAGGAAAGGCGUAGAGGGAUGCGAGCGUAGGGUGGGCAAAUGGAAUUAACGUAAAAAGGUAUUGCGGUCAGAGUGAGGGCAUAAAGGGGUCGGUUCCUGUACCAGAUGAUUAUACAAUUCAAUGCAGGUUUUAAGAUAGUGAAGUUAAUGGAAAAAAAUGGUUAUUAAUUGAUUACAUGCAAAUUAAAUAGACUCAAUACUUUAAAACAUCCUUGUAGCCAUUAAAAAAAAAAUCUUGAAAAAAUCUGUCAAUAUAGCUGUGGCAACAUGUACAGCAGUAUCAUGUACAGACUUGGUCACUGAUUUAUAAAAGAAGGAAGGUUUGGAAAAGGUGCACAGGAGGUUUACCGGGAUGUUGGGUGGAUUAGAGAGUAAUGAGCCUGUCCCACUUACUCGACAUUUUAGGUGACUACAGGAGACAUUUUGACACAAUGAAGAGCAGCGAGAAUCCUCGUGACGUGGGUGCAGUGGUGGUGGGUCGCCAGGAGGUCGUAGGUUGUCUCAGGUACUGAGCGGUGAAUUUCAUUCGCUUAUUGGGGGAAAAAAAACUGUAAACAGUAAUUUUCAGGACCAAGGAUAACCAACCGGUAAUGUUAAUGUCCACCGAGCUUCACAGCCGUGUAUCUCCACUACCUCUCCCCACCCCGCCUCCCCCUUCAUUUAAAGGACUUAAGUGACCCUUCCCGUACGCUGUGCUUUCACCGUCUUAAUUAAGGGUCUGUCCCACUUUCCCGAGCUGCUCACGAAUUCUCCCGAGUUUUCCCCUUGACUCAAACUACGGGAAUGUUCAUAACAUGUCCAUUGGAGGCCGUAGAUAUAUCGUAGCGGCUCGUUAUGUCAGCCGCAGGUACUCGGGGCAUCAGGAAGGCGGGACGUUUUUUCCAGCAUGACAAAAAAUAUCCAUGAGUAAAAAGAUAGUCGGGAGGAGAAAAAUUACAACAUUUAACCCCCCGAGUACGUACGGCUGACAUAACGAGCCGCUACGAGAUAUCUACGGACCCGUUACAAACAUUUUCUGAAUGGCAGGCGGUGACUAGUGGGGUACCGCAAGGCUCAGUGCUGGGACCCCAGCUGUUUACAAUAUAUAUUAAUGAUUUGGACGAGGGAAUUGAAUGCAACAUUCAAGUUUGCGGAUGACACUAAGCUAGGGGGCAGUGUUAGCUGUGUGGAGGAUGCUAGGAGGCUGCAAGGUGACUUGGAUAGGCUGGGUGAGUGGGCAAAUGCAUGGCAGAUGCAGUAUAAUGUGGAUAAAUGUGAGGUUAUCCACUUUGGUGGCAAAAACAGGAAAGUAGAGUAUUAUCUGAAUGGUGGCCGAUUAAGAAAAGGGGAGAUGCAGCGAGACCUGGGUGUCAUGGUACACCAGUCAUUGAAAGUAGGCAUGCAGGUGCAGCAUGCAGUGAAAAAAGCGAAUGGUAUGUUAGCUUUCAUAGCGAAAGGAUUUGAGCAGGGAGGUUCGACUGCAGUUGUACAGGAUCUUGGUGAGACCACACUUGGAGUAUUGCGUACAGUUUUGGUCUCCAAAUCUGAGGAAGGACAUUAUUGCCAUAGAGGGAGUGCAGAGAAGGUUCACCAGACUGAUUCCUGGGAUGUCAGGACUGUCAUAUGAAGAAAGACUGGAUAGACUUGGUUUAUACUCUCUAGAAUUUAGAAGAUUGAGGGGGGAUCGUAUAGAAACCUACAAAAUUCUUAAGGGGUUGGACAGGCUAGAUGCAGUAAGAUUGUUCCCGAUGUUGGGGAAGUCCAGAACAAGGGGUCACAGUUUAAGGAUAAAGGGGAAAUCCUUUUUACACAGAGAUUGGUGAAUCUCUGGAGUUCUCUGCCACAGAAUGUAGUUGAGGCCAGAUCAUUGGCUAUAUUUAAGAGGGGGUUUGAUGUGGCCCUUGCGGCUAAAGGGAUAUGGGGGUAUGGAGAGAAGGCAGGGAUGGGAUACUGAGUUGGAUGAUCAGCCAUGAUCAUAUUGAAUGGCGGUGCAGGCUCGAAGGGCCGAAUGGCCUACCCUGCACGUAUUUUCUAUGUUUCUAUUCUCCGAGUUUGAAUCAAGGGAAAAAUUCGGGAGAAUUCGUCAGAAGCUUGGGGAAGUGGGAGAGGCCCUUUACAGUGUUCAUCGUGGUGCUUGUCUGGAUCACAUUGGCCUUGCACCGUGUGAAUUUCACUCAGACAGUGCUCCCCCUCCCCCCCUGCAUAACUGAAGGAAGAGCUGUGUGUAUGUGUGCGUGUGUGUUCCACUCUGACAGUCACCGUUCCAGUGACCUGCUACGACCUGACAGUCGACUAAGUGGGACAGGCCCUUUAUGAGUAGUGAUGAGUAGUUGAAAAAGCUACAAAAAUUGUUUCUCUGGCGUGUUGGGGGCUGAGGAGGAACUUGGUAGAGGUAUUUAAAAGUAUGAGCGAGGCAGACAUGAAGCCGAUAUUGGUCCCAGGACGGAAAUGUCAAAUACUAGAGGUUUUUAAGUUCAAAAGGAGAUGUGUGAGACAUGUUUUAAAUAAAUGCAGUGGUGGGUGUCUGCAACAUCCUGUCAGGCAGGAAGGAGAUGGUGGAAGCAGACAAUAGUGAGACAUUUAGGCAAGCACAUAAGUACGCUGUGAAUGUUGCGAUAUGGACCAUGUGCAGGUAGAUCGAGUUAGUUUAAUUAUGCAUCAUGGUUGGCAUGGACAUCGUGGUCCGAAGGUUCUCAAACAUUAUAAUUAUACAGAUGACAAAUGUGUUAGUUGGAAUGCUAAAGUAUAACAUUUAGAUAGCUGACCCCCUAUGUGUUACAUCAGUUCGGAUAAUUAAAUUUGUCCUUGUGGAAUUCACUGGUCACUACCAAAACAAACAACAAAUCUAGGAUACUGAAUAAAAAUUAACCUAAAAAGUUCUGAUGAAAUGUAAAUAAAUAUACACUUGUUUCCAAUUGAUUUCUUGAACCAUGUAAAUAAUACUGCUUAGUUACAGAAAAUGCCAAUGCAUUCUAUUUUCUAGUAAUCCAACUCCCCUGUAAAAUGUGGAGGGAGUGUCACCAGUAAUAAGAGUCUUAACGGAUUAAGAUUGGAAUGAUGAGCUACAAAAAAAAUGGUGUUAAGUUGAUUAAUGGGAAACUGGUUAGGAGGUAGAAACACGGACAUAAGGGAAGAUGGGUGUGUGUGCAUUCUAAUCGACAAGACACAACCAGAGACUAACGUUCAGUAACAGGCAGUCAGCUUUUCACAAUAACCGCUGGCCACAGUUCCAAGUACGGAGAACAAGACUUUUGUUAGGAGCUUUGUAAAUAGAUUGGAAAGUUGCAAAUGGGUAAUUAAAAGAGGAGUGAGAAUAUACAGCAAGUGAUAUUAGGUGUGAGGGAAAAUAGUGCAUCGUCAACUUUGAACUAACGAGAGAGAAUGACCAUUAUAUAUGUUCUAAACGGUGACAGACAAUGAAUGCAAGGGAGAUUUAAGAGCCCAAGUGGAGGAAUCACUGAAGGCUCAGAGGAAGAUAGUGCAGUGUAUGAAAAAAAGGGUGCUUGAGAUACGUGAUGGCAUGUAUCAGCCGAGGAGGGUAGGAGUCAGUGUGUGAACAAACAUGGAACUGCAGAUGCUAGAAGCUGGAGUAACUCAGCGGGUCAGGCAGCAUCUCUGGAGAAAAGGAAUAGGUGACAUUUUGGGUCGAGACCUUUCUUCAACCUGCCCUCACUCCCCUGGUCCAAUCCUGAAAAUCUUAUGCAUCGGGCACCACCAAGGUGCUCUGUACAAGGGCUACAUAGACAGCCUCCAUUUUCUUGGCUUGGUGCCAUUGGCAAGGCAAUGGAUGAAUACAGAUACAAUUAGAGCCUGGCAAAGCUAUUUAGGGAUAUUGAUAAAGUAUUUCUUUAGAAAAAGGUAAUUGAAGAUAUUAAACUCCCUCUCUCCCUAAAAAUGUGGUUGGGGCCAUCUCAAUAGACAUUUACAAAAUUGAGAUGUGAACAUUUUUGGUUGAUAGUAGCAUGAAAGGCCAAGGGAUUGCAACAUAAAUGGCCUUAAUCUAACUGAAUGGAGGAGAAUAUUUAAGGAUUCAUAUAAUCUACAGUACCCAGAAUUCUGCUAUGGUUAUCUGUGAACAAAAUUUGUGCAGCAUUUGGCCAAUGGACAACAGCUUCUCCUGGUCCUCAAGACAGUGCCAUUGGUAAGCAAGGGUUAAUGGGACACUCAUAAACCAUCACACUGGGUUGAGCCGACAUUUUUUGCUCUGUAUUUGUUUCAUUUUAAAUGUCAACGUAGCAACAGGAUGUUGUGAUGCAAUAAUUCAUAAUUAAUCUCAUCUCCAUGCCAAUUAAAAAGGCAACCACUUAAUUAUGGGUUUAAAGUUUGAUCAGUAUUGUGCUGAAAGGGAGGCAUAGAUUUUUUUUUAUUGCCAGUGACAGAUUUUGGAAACCAUCAAUCUGUAAAUCUUUGUAUUAAAAAAACAACCCUUUCUGCAUUCAUUUCAUUUAAUUAAAAAAAAGUUUCAGAUAUCUGCAUCUGUCACUAUACGCACAAAUUAUUCCUGAUGCAACUGCUUAAAAGAUCAGACACAAUGGUAACAUGGCCUCUAGUAAGCACAUUCCAAAAAAUAAACCCUUGCCUAAAGGGCAAGAAAUAAACAGAUUUGCUUUUCUUUUGACUUAUAAAAUGCCAAUUGUUGACAUCAGUACUUCACUAAAGCUUAAUUAGAUAAGUGUUGCUCGUGUGUGGACUUUGUGUAUAUGCAGAAUAAAAAGAUUUACUGUUAUAACUUUAGUAUUGUGGCUGUUGUAAGUUGAUUUUUAAUUUUUAAAGCAACUUGAGAUUUACCAUCCUGUACAGCAUAAAAUGGAUGCCUGUUAUUGUACUGCGGCAGUUUUCUAUGCUAAAAUAAAUUUGUGAAAAAUAUCUGGCUUGCCAUUAACAUUGCCUGCAAAUGUCAGCCCAUAGAUCUGACAAUAAAUAUCUCAGAGAGUGCCAGAUUUUGUUUCCCCUUUCUUUUGUAACAUCCCUCUAGUGACUACACAAUCUAUCAAAUGUAGAACAAAUGGAGUUACAACACCAAAGAGGCUACAGUCAUAGCACACUAGUAGGUCAAAAAAUAAAAUGUAACCUGCUAACAAGUUUGAAAUAAAAGUAUUCGCCCAGA
Leucoraja erinaceus (little skate) is the source of this 13205-nucleotide messenger RNA. It is a transcript of the gene clstn2a, whose product is annotated as calsyntenin 2a. Gene Ontology annotation, biological process: homophilic cell-cell adhesion; positive regulation of synaptic transmission; positive regulation of synapse assembly. The transcript is spliced from 18 exons. Gene Ontology annotation, molecular function: amyloid-beta binding; X11-like protein binding; calcium ion binding. The record is from RefSeq and is a predicted model, not a curated record. The coding region runs from base 279 to 3161 and encodes 960 amino acids. Gene Ontology annotation, cellular component: cell surface; postsynaptic membrane. NCBI's taxonomy places the organism in Eukaryota, Metazoa, Chordata, Chondrichthyes, Rajiformes, Rajidae.